UCUCUCUCUGUCUCUCAUGAAUAAAUAAAUAAAAAUCUUAAAAUAAAAUAAAAUAAAAUCUUAAAAAAAGGAAAGAUUUCGGGUUGGGUGACACCCCCCCACCCGCUCCUUAUCCUAUGUGCUUCCCCUUCCGGUGCUGAGGGGAAAAAGAAGGGAAGAAGGUACAGAGAAGAGGGAAGGGAAUGGCAACUGUCCACCAGAAGUGAGUGGAGGUGGGAGGGAGGGGAAGGGGUAGGGGAAGCCGUGAGAAGAAGACAUUGCCAAAGAACAACGGAGGGAGGCUGUUUCCCUGAGGACAAGCAUCUCCUCCCUCCUGCUCCGUCUGUCAGCAUUUGGGGGUAAGGUCAGGGGAGAGGACUUAGGAAGAGAAGGGGACACCCUCAGAAACCACAGCUCUUAGGAGUGGGGCUGCCGCGGUGGGCCCCUCCCCCACUUGAUGACCCCCACCCCCACCCUUCAGGAAUAUUCCGUGGCGGUUAGGGGCCCUGUCCUACUGGAUGGGUUGUUCUUUCCCAGACCCCAGGCCCUGUGGCGCCAGGUGCUCUGCUGGAUAGAAAUAUUUAGAAGAUGAGGGACGACUGAGCCCAGCAAGAGAAGGGGGAGAUGGGGUGGAGGGGACAGGGGGAGACAGGGGCUGCUCAAGAUGGGGGCAGGGGACUUUAGGGAUGAGUUCCCGGGGUCAGGAGGAGAAAGGGAUGAGCACCAGACACUUGGAAAGGAAGUCAGAUGCUGAGAAGCAGGAUGGGGCAGAGGGAAGCUGGCUCAAGAAGAGCGGGUAAAGAACUCCCUCUCUGAGCCCAGAAGUAGCAGUCAGGGGCUCAGGGAUUACAGCUCAGAGCCCCGGAGGAUCUCCGUGUUGCCCCUGUGGUGGAGAAUUACACACAGCUCCCGCUGGAUAGCGCAGGUCCUGGCCUCAGAGCUCAGCCUGGUCGCCUUCGCCCUGAUGCUGGUCAUGGUCUUCUCCAAGAAAUGGCUGUGCCCCUCUCAAAGCCGCUUCUACCAGCGCUGGCCCACCAACGUCAGCGCCAGAAUCUACACGGCCACUCACGUCAUGUCCAUGGGGCCCCUGCGGAUCUGCAAAUCCAAGAGCUGUUCCAACUCAGAAAAUUGGAAUGUUAUCCUUAUUUUCUUCACCCUGAUGUUGUUUCCUAUUAACCUCUGGAUCUUUGAGUUGAAGAAGAAUUUAUCAGUCCCCAUCGGCUGGAGCUAUUUCAUAGGCUGGCUGGUGUUUGUCCUCUAUGUCACCUGUGGUGAGUGGCCUGAGGGCCCCGGGCAGGAGGGGACAUGGGUGGCUCGGGGCAGAGGAAGUGUGCAGGGAGGGAGGCAGGUAACCCCCAAGGACAAGUUCUUAGGGAAUUAUCUUCCCUUUGGCCUCACCUCGCUGGCCACUUUCUUCCGGUUCUCCAAAUUUCCUCUCCCCCAUCCCUUUGUGCUUUCCCAGCAGCCCUCUGUUACUUCAACCACCAACACUUCUGGAUGGUGAUUAUGAACCGUCCCUGUGGCACUAAGUUCUGCAGCAACUGCUCCAGCCCUCUACAAAACUUGCUGAAGAAGCCGGUUGUCUCACAUGCCUCUAUCACCCAGAGGGAAGUCCCGGAUCCUGAGCAAAAGAAGGCAUCUUUGUAAACUUGUCGGAAAUCCUGCCCAUUCAUCUGCAUCCCUGUCCUCAUCCUUUCUCACAACCUUGGGGGGGUGGUUGGCCUUCAUCACUGCAAGGAGUUAGAGAGGGAGAAUAUUACUUUUCCUCCUUGUUCCUGCUUGCUUAUUGUUGGGGCGAUGUGGAAUAAAUGGUCUCUUGUUUAUCAUGUCUGGCUGUUGUUGAGACAAGACAACUUGAAGGAGGAGAAGGAGGGAGAAAGAACAACUUUGUUUCCCAAUUGUUCCUCCUCAGGAGCCUUUUGGCACCCUUUGGUUCCCAGAAGUGCCCAAUCUCUCCUGUAGCACACGGGAGUUUUGUU
Messenger RNA from Mirounga angustirostris (Northern elephant seal), 1958 nucleotides. RefSeq names its product outer dense fiber of sperm tails 4 (gene ODF4). Lineage: Eukaryota; Metazoa; Chordata; Mammalia; Carnivora; Phocidae. The record is from RefSeq and is a predicted model, not a curated record.